Molecule: messenger RNA, 3641 nt
Organism: Drosophila hydei
Lineage: Eukaryota; Metazoa; Arthropoda; Insecta; Diptera; Drosophilidae
Gene: Gpo3
Product: glycerol-3-phosphate dehydrogenase, mitochondrial
Exons: 2
Coding region: 184-3432 (1082 amino acids)
Biological process (GO): glycerol-3-phosphate metabolic process
Cellular component (GO): mitochondrion; glycerol-3-phosphate dehydrogenase (FAD) complex
Molecular function (GO): glycerol-3-phosphate dehydrogenase (quinone) activity
Source: RefSeq, a predicted model, not a curated record
AAUUGAAUUGAACGACCUUUAGCUUUUUAGAAAUAAAUAGAUAAUUUUUUCGGUCUUAUGUCUCAGUAAAUUUUUUGUUUCAACUAGUUUCCAAUGACCGUUUUGCAGCUCGAUAGAUUCGAGACUGGAAAAUUCGAUUGUUAAAUUGAAUUUGCCAAGACAACGAUCCAAUAUCGUACGACAAUGCUAAUGAGAUUGCGUACGAGCCUAGCGGCGUCGCCAUGGCGAAAGCAGCCGCAUCGCUUAUUGUGCUCGAUGAGCGCCAUGCUCCACAAGGGGCAGAAGACCGGCAAGGAGCGAACCCCCCAGUUGCCGAACCGCAAACAACAGGUGGAAUCGUUGACGAGCGACUACUUCGAUGUACUGGUUAUCGGCGGCGGUGCCAUUGGCUGUGGCUGCGCUCUGGAAUCGGCAUCGCGCGGCUUCAAGACAGCCCUAAUCGAGGCUGGAGAUUUUGCUAGCGGCGCCAGCUGCAAAUCUAGCAAAUUGAUCGAAGGCAGCAAUUCGUAUUUGCAUGCAGCGAUUCAAGGUGCUGAUCUGCAACAGAUAUUCAUGCUGCAACAGGUGUUAAACGAGCGCGCCACAAUGCUAACCAUAGCGCCCCAUUUGAAUCGAGUGCAACCCAUGCUGAUGCCCAUAUACAGUCCGCUGCGCCUGCCACUCUAUUGGCUGGGCCUGAAGAUGUAUGACGCCAUGGCUGGCAUGUCGAACGUGCGCGGCUCGCACUUUCUAUCGAAACACGCGACGCUCAACGAGUUCCCAUUGCUGCGCAAGGAGGGACUGUUGGGCUCCCUGGUCUACUAUGAUGUGCAGCUAGACGAUGCACGCAUGUGCCUGGCCCUGGCCAUCACGGCAGCCAAACAUCGCGCAACUGUGGCCAACUAUGUGCGUCUACUUGAGGUAUUUCCGACCUGUCAGCAGGACUGUCGCUCGGUGCUCGUCAAGGACACACUGAACGACAAGUCGUUCAUAGUGACUAGCAGAGUUAUUAUCAAUGCAACGGGCGCCGGCACGGAUGCCGUCCGCAAACUGGAUGACUGCCGGGCCUGUCCGAUAGCUGUGCCCCAUCUGGGCACACAUAUUGCGCUGCCCGGCUAUUACGGCUCACAGAAUUUCGGCCUGCUCUUUCCCAGCAUUGAGGGCUACGAUGACGCACUGAUCAUGCUGCCCUUUGAGAAUAGAUUGCUAGUGGGCAGUCUGGACGUGGAGCGUCCAGAACCGACCAAAGAGCCGCCAGCGCCGACAGCCGAGGAGGUUGACUGCCUGCUAGCACAGACGCAGAAAGUGCUGGAGGAUUGCUGCCAGUUGAGUUUGCAGCACGUACUAAGCGCCUGGACGGGCGUAAAGCCAUCAAUCAUCUGCCCGUCCACGGACAAUGCGGACGACAGCAAGGAGCCGCAUGUUAUCACAAAUUUCUUGCUUGAAGUUAGCGGCAAUCAGAUGAUCACCCUGGCUGGCGGACGGUGGAGCACAUAUCGUGUGAUGGCCGUCGAUGCCGUCAAUACGGCCAUUGAAUCCUGCCUAUUGGAGCCGCAAUCGAAGGCGAGCGUCACCAGCAAUCUGUUGUUAGAUGGCGCCGAAAACUACUGCUGCAUGCUGCCCCUCGAUUUGGUGCACGCCUACGAUCUGCCCAUGGAUGUGGCACAACAUCUGGCCGAAUCGUAUGGCAGCAAUGCUCCACUGGUGCUCGCCCAUUGCUCGGACAGUAGCACACAUCGCUUGCAUCCGAAAUUCCCCUACAUAGACGCCGAGGUGAUCUAUGCCUGCCAGCGCGAGUAUGCCUGCCACUUGGAGGAUGUGAUCGCGCGUCGAUUGCGCGUGGCGUUUGUCGAUGCGGUGGCCGCCUACGACAUGCUGCCCACCGUUCUGGAGAUUAUGACCAACGAGUUACACUGGGAUGAGAGUCAGCAAAAGACCGAACUUCAAAUGGCGCAGAAAUUUCUACAAAAGCAAAUGGGUCUCUGUUGCAUUAUUAACCACAAGAAGGACACCAAACUCAACAAGUGCGCCCUACUAGAGGCACGAUUGUCAGUCAGCGGAGACACAAGCUCUUUCAAUACAACAAUAGAUUCCAGUUCCCCAACGAUUUCCCAUUGCAAAACCGAAACAUAUUGCCGCGAUGCCUCGAGGCCAGUUCAAGCGCGUUUAGCCGUGCAGCCACAGGAGACUCCUCCCAUAAUUCAGGCAACGGCACCGACUGCUAAAAUUGCCUGCGGCUUAGCGGCCGUCAGUGACUCCAACUCCCUGCAUAGAUCCUCCAUAGUCAGAGGGAGUUCGUCUGUCGUCCACUUCGAGGGAGACAGUGGCCUAGCCAGCAGAGCUAAGAGUUGCAAGAAGCCGAGUACAACCGUAAGGAGAGGUGUUUACAAGACGCCAGAUAAGCCACCAAACUAUGUUAGACCGGACUCGGUGCCAGAAAACGUCGUUGUCACAAGUAACGCGAAAAAUAUUGGCGCAAUCAGAAGAGAGCUAAGCUGGAAAAUCCAUUCGGAAAGGCAGAAGAAUAGAAACGAAUGUUCAAGUCACGAGAAGCAUAACAACUCGAGGCAAAGCAAUAAGGGCGAUAAUGACGUGUUUAGCAGCGGCAAGGCCCUCGAAGGCAUCAGUCGAACUUGCAAUAGAGGGAAAUUCAAUCGUUCCACUCUGGACAACCUAACAUUAGCCAAUGUCGAAACGGCAACAGGAGGCAGCAAACGACCGUCAAACCCGGCGACAACACGGCUAAACGCCGUGGGGCCGACGAGCUCAACUGACAACUUAAAAAAUAAAUAUGGAUUCGUUAUGCCCAGCCAGAAAAGUCAGCCUGCAAGCAAAGCGCUAGCUCUGCCAAAGAGCGUUGAGGUGCCCACUGACUAUAUGAAUUGCUAUGACGUCACUUCUUCGAUGAUCAAAAGAGGCCCGGCAAUGGACGUUAGCAAUCAACGUUCCAGCAAGGCGUCAGCUCUGGAGCGUGUUGAAAUGUCUGAGGCGGACAAGCCAACUGAUAAGCAAGGUAAGCCCACCGGCAAGCCGAAAGCACAUCCAAGGAGCAGCGACAGCCCAGCCGUGUCGAAGCUAAACGCCAAAAACUCAGGCAAACCGAAAAGCUGCAAUACCAGACAUGCAUCAACAAUAUCAAUAAUCGACAGCGAUGCGGCGGCAACAGAUUAUCGAAUAAAUGCAGCAAGUGAUCAGUCCAUCGUCGGUGCGGACAGUCCAGAUGACGAUACGGUAACAAUUCUACGUUAUGCAACAGCGGGUCUGAAGGAAAUUAAGGAGAAUAUACGCAAAGUGAAACCGAAGCAUACAGAUGCAGGCAUUGACGCCGCCCAGUCAACAACGCAGGAUGAACUGCCCCAAGAAACUGAUGACCAAGGCAUAUUUCUGGGUGGCCCAUGCCCAUGCCGCAAAUCAUGCACCAAAGAUGACAAUGAUUCAGACACGAAUAAAUAACAUUGGCUCCAUACAAACAAACCUAAAAGAAACUCACGCAAAAGCUGACUAAACUAAAAUAUGAGUGCACUUAGUAUACACCGGCACACUAACAUCAUUUGGUGUUCGGUGAGUGAGUGUGCAAGUGUGUUGAGUGCCUUGCUCAAUUUAUAUUUUAUAUAUACACAUAUAUAUAAAGAGUUGAAAUCUUAAUAAAAGUCAAAAAAACA